AUGUUCAUAUUGAUUGUAGUCCUCUUCCUCCUCAACAUUCCACUUCUUAUGGCCAGUUACAUUGAUCCCAUGUGCUUUUGGAGAAUAAAUCUGAGUGAAGUCAAGGAUGAGUAUUUGGGGUUAACUUGUUCCUUCGUCCUUGGAGCAGUUCAGACACCUAUGGAGAAAGAUUAUUUCAACCAGGCUCUGAAUGUCCUAAAAACAACUAAAAUCCACAAAUAUGCUUUGGCAUUGGCCUUUUCAAUGGAAGAAAUCAAUAGGAAUCCUGAUAUUUUACCAAAUAUGUCUUUGAUUAUAAAACACAUUUUCGGCCACUGUGAUGGAGAAAGUGUAAACGAUUCAUUUCUUGAAAAAAAUUGUAAGCCCUUGUCUAAUUAUUUGUGUAACAAAGAGACUAUGUGCUCAUUUCUGCUUUCAGGACCUCACUGGUUUCAAACUUUUGAAUUAUCAUUACUCUUGGACAUCUUCUUAUCUCCACGUCUCCUACAGUUUGCCUAUGGACCUUUCCAAUCUACCUUAAAUGAUCAGGAACAAUUUCCUUAUCUCUAUCAGAUGGGCCCAAAAGACACAUCUCUAGCAUUGGCAAUGGUCUCCUUCAUACUUUACUUCAAGUGGAACUGGGUUGGGCUUGUCAUCUCAGAUGAUGAUCAAGGCCAUCAAUUUCUAUCAGAGUUGAGAAAAGAGAGUCAAAAGAAGGAAAUUUGCUUUGCCUUUGUGAACAUGAUGUCAGUCCAAGAAAUUUCAUUCUAUCAAAAAACUGAAAUAUAUUACAAACAAAUUGUGAUGUCAUCCACAAAUGUUAUUAUCAUUUAUGGGGAAACAUACAGUAUUAUUGAAUUCAGCUUCAGAAUUUGGGAAUCUCCUGUUAUAAAGAGAAUAUGGGUUACCACAAAACGAUGGGAUUGCCCUACAAGUAAGAGAGACUUACCCCAUGGUACAUUCUAUGGGACUCUUACUUUUCUACACCACCAUGGUGAGAUUUCUGGCUUUAAAAAUUUUGUACAAACAUGGUAUCAUCUCAGAAACACAGACUUAUAUUUAGUAAUGCCAGAGUGGAAGUACUUUAACUAUGAAUCCUCAGCAUCUAACUGUGAAAAAUUGAAGAACUAUUCAUCCAGUGCCUCAUUGGAUUGGCUAAUGGAACAGACAUUGGACAUGUCCUUUAGUGAUGUUAGUCAUAACAUAUACAAUGCUGUAUAUGCCUUGGCCCAUGCACUCCAUCAGGUGAAUCUGCAACAGGUUGAUAAUCAGGCAAUAACCAAUGAGAGAGGAGCCAGUUCUCACUGCUUGAAGAUAAACUCCUUUCUUAGAAAGACCCACUUCAUUAAUCCUCAUGGGGAGAAAGUGACUAUGAAACAGAGAGUACUACUGAAGGAAGACUAUGACAUUUUUCACUUUUGGAAUAUCUCUCAAAGCCUUGGGAUUAAGGUGAAGGUAGGAAAUUUCAGCCCAUAUUUUCCACAUGGUCAACAACUUCAUUUAUAUGGAGACAUGAUUGAGUUGGCCACAGGAAGUAGAAAGAUGCCAUCCUCUGUGUGCAGUGCAGAUUGUGGUCCUGGUUUUAGAAGAUUAUGGAAGGAAGGAAUGGCAACCUGCUGUUUUGUUUGCAGAUCCUGCCCUGAAAAUGAAAUUUCUAAUGAAACAACUGUAGUGCUUUGGGUCUUUGUGAAGCACCAUGACACUCCUAUUGUGAGGGCCAAUAAUAGAAUCCUCAGCUACCUAUUACUCAUGUCACUCAUGUUCUGUUUUCUGUGCUCCUUUUUCUUCAUUGGCCAUCCUAACAGAGCGACCUGUAUCUUACAGCAAAUCACAUUUGGAAUUGUGUUCACUGUGGCUGUUUCCACAGUUCUGGCCAAAACAAUUACUGUGGUUCUGGCUUUCAAAGUCACAGACCCAGGAAGAAAGUUGAGAAACUUCCUAGUAUCUGGGACACCCAAUUACAUUAUCCCCAUAUGUUCUCUAUUCCAAUGUAUUCUGUGUGCAAUAUGGCUAGCAGUUUCUUCUCCCUUCGUUGAUAUUGAUGAACAUUCUGAGCAUGGCUACAUCAUCAUUGUUUGCAACAAGGGCUCAGUUACUGCAUUCUACUGUGUCCUGGGAUACUUGGCCUGUCUGUCCCUUGGAAGUUUCACUGUUGCAUUCUUUGCAAGGAAUCUGCCUGACACAUUCAAUGAAGCCAAGUACUUGAGCUUCAGCAUGCUAGUGUUCUGCAGUGUUUGGGUCACCUUCCUCCCUGUCUACCAUAGCACCAAGGGCAAGGACAUGGUUGCUGUGGAGAUCUUCUCCAUCUUAGCAUCCAGUGCAGGAAUUCUUGGUUGCAUCUUUGUACCCAAGAUCUACAUCAUUUUAAUAAGACCAGACAGAAAUUCUAUCCAAAAGGUCAGGGAGAAAUCAUGUUUGAAUAAAUAA
Molecule: messenger RNA, 2406 nt
Organism: Apodemus sylvaticus (European woodmouse)
Lineage: Eukaryota; Metazoa; Chordata; Mammalia; Rodentia; Muridae
Product: vomeronasal type-2 receptor 116-like
Exons: 6
Coding region: 1-2406 (801 amino acids)
Biological process (GO): G protein-coupled receptor signaling pathway
Cellular component (GO): membrane
Molecular function (GO): G protein-coupled receptor activity
Source: RefSeq, a predicted model, not a curated record